UAUCUAUAUAGAAUUUAUACUGUAUGAUUGCAGUGUGUCCAAAAAUGGCAGCGUUGAAGGAUGUUGUUCCUGUAUAUAAAAAUUUGAAAGAAGAAUGGGCGGCGACUCCGUGUAAUUUGAAGAAAUGUGGUGAAUUACUUAAUCAAUUAAAGGUUGGUCUUACACAUUUAAUGUUUCUUCCAACAUCUAAUAACACAGCUAGUCAAAAUGAAUUACUUAUAGCUCGUGAUAUUUUAGAAAUUGGUGCACAAUGGAGUAUAGUAACCGAAGAUAUACCUUCUUUUGAACGUUAUAUGGCACAAUUAAAGUGUUACUAUUUUGAUUACAAAUCAGGAUUAAUGGAGUCUGCAUAUAAAUACCAUCUUCUUGGUUUAAAUCUCUUAUUCUUACUGUCUCAGAAUCGCGUGGCCGAAUUUCACACAGAAUUAGAACUGUUGCCUUCCGAUCAAAUACAAUCUAAUGUUUAUAUCAGACAUCCUUUGAGCUUAGAACAAUAUUUAAUGGAAGGUUCAUAUAACAAGAUAUUCUUAGCGAAAGGCAAUGUACCUGCAGCAUCUUACAAUUUUUUCAUAGAUAUUUUAUUAAACACUGUUCGAGAUGAAAUAGGAGCAUGUAUGGAAAGUGCAUAUGACAAGAUCUCUAUACAAGAUGCCUCGAGGAUGUUGAACUUGAAUUCUGAGGCAGAUAUGAAAGCAUUCGCGGCAAAAAAGAACUGGAAUUUAGCGAAAGAUGAUUACUUUUACUUUAGUACAACUAGUGAAAAGAAAACUGAAGAACCAAUUCCUAGUGCAGAUUUGGCUACAUUAGCAAUUGACUAUGCAAGAGAACUUGAAAUGAUUGUUUAAAUAUAUGAAUUUUUCUGUAUUUUAUAAAUAAAUAAAGUUUGUCAUAUAAUUAUUACAAA
Molecule: messenger RNA, 904 nt
Organism: Bombus terrestris (buff-tailed bumblebee)
Lineage: Eukaryota; Metazoa; Arthropoda; Insecta; Hymenoptera; Apidae
Gene: Rpn12
Product: 26S proteasome non-ATPase regulatory subunit 8
Exons: 3
Coding region: 24-845 (273 amino acids)
Biological process (GO): proteasome-mediated ubiquitin-dependent protein catabolic process
Cellular component (GO): nucleus; proteasome regulatory particle; proteasome regulatory particle, lid subcomplex
Source: RefSeq, a predicted model, not a curated record